AUGGCACAGCUACGUGUAGAGAAGAGCCCAGUAUCGAGGAUAGAGAUAAUAACAGUCUCGGCACUUUUUAUACAAAGAUCACCUGUCGUUGCAGUUUAUGCGAAGAUUGAACGAGAGGAAAUGGUUCCAGAAUGGAUCGUUGUCACUGAUCGGCUGCAAACCGACGAAACGUCGCACAUACUCAUUCUGCUCGACCAGCGAGUCGCUGCUGACCACGGCGCCCAUCCAGAAGAAAAAGACCUGAAAUGA
Messenger RNA from Gongylonema pulchrum, 249 nucleotides. The record is from the annotation of a GenBank genome assembly. Lineage: Eukaryota; Metazoa; Nematoda; Chromadorea; Rhabditida; Gongylonematidae.